AAAUAAUCCACCAGUGGAACCAGGACUUUUUCAUCAAUAUUAAAGUAUUGAUCUAAAACAAACUCAUCUGUCUUUCUAAAAUGUCACCAAUAAGUUAGUUUUAUCUUAUUUCAAGUGUGCUAAGACAUUUGCACAAGAAACUACACCAAAAAUAGUUAAUAUUUUGUGUUUUUGCAUUAGCGUUGAUUCAAACUUCUCCAUCCUGAACUCCAUGCUGCAGUGCAACACUCGUCCAUGCAGUGAAUUAUUAGUUAGUUGUUUGUUCAGCUGAUUCCAGCCAGGUGAAAUUUCCAGACUUUCUGUCAAUCAUUUCCUGGUUUUAUACUGAAGAAAAGCACAUGGUCUCACCUCACCCAGCCCACCUGGGAAGUCCCACUGCCGGCUUCAUAGGCCUAUUUAAAGGAGGGAUCGCUGCACCUGAUGUGUAGCAAUCACCGAAUCCCUUCAGACCUGUCGCGCCUCUGCAGCUUCAUUCACACUCGACAGACUGAGAAUGGAGAGCAACAAGGCGUGUCUCUUUGCAGCGCUGUGCGCUUUCCUCAUUGUUUGCAGCUUCGUCUGCAGCUCAGAUUCAGCGAGCUGCUGCACGAGAUACACCAAAAAGAAGCUGUCCUGCCUUCCGGUGAAGAGCUACAGCGUCCAGACCAUCCAGGGCUCCUGUGACAUCUCUGCCAUCAUUUUCCACGUCAACAGGAGGUUCGUGUGCGCCGACCCAACGAAGCCGUGGACCGCGAGGGCCGUGAAGUGCUUGGAUGAGAGACGGAAGAAGAGAGUUAAUGAAGUCCUGAUGGGGAAACUGAGCAAUGACAGCAAAACUCAGUAACUUGGAGACAAAAUGGCUGGAAAAAGAAGAGAAAAUGUGUUUAAGGUUCUCUAAAAGUCUUGCUGAAUGGUGACGGAUUCAAUGCUUUUCUGUGACUUUUUUUAUAUCUCUUCUGUUUUAUAAACAGGAAUGUGUAGUAUUAAUAAUACCACAUCUGUAGCUGUUCUGAUAAUGGGAAAAUAACCUGUAUGUUUGUUUUUUAAACAAUAAAUUGAACUAAGAUAACUACAUUUAUAGUGGUUGAAAUAAAUAGACGCAACUUUUUAUUUGCUGUUUAUUUGAAAUGCAUCUUAUUUGUUAGAUUUUAACAAAUACAUUUUUAAAUGGUGU
Poecilia reticulata (guppy) is the source of this 1153-nucleotide messenger RNA. It is a transcript of the gene ccl20b, whose product is annotated as chemokine (C-C motif) ligand 20b. Gene Ontology annotation, biological process: immune response. The record is from RefSeq and is a predicted model, not a curated record. Gene Ontology annotation, molecular function: chemokine activity. Gene Ontology annotation, cellular component: extracellular region. NCBI's taxonomy places the organism in Eukaryota, Metazoa, Chordata, Actinopteri, Cyprinodontiformes, Poeciliidae.